UAAAACAAAAAAACAACGUCACACAUACAUAUUCACGGGCGAUACAACAACAGCAAACACUAGCCGCAAAAACCUGUUGUUCGUUUUGCUGAUGGUUGGUUGCGCUUUCCGAUCGAAGAGACGAACAAGCCGAAAAACGCCAGUCGCACAAAGAAAGUGAAAGGGAAAGCACAGGAAUCGGCAAGCAGAAAUAGGAGUUACCGAAUAAACAACGCAAAUGAUCCACUAAAUGCAUAAGUUACAUAAAGAAAUACAGCCAUAAAAGUUUAAGUACUCGUCGCAGGUCGUCCGCUCCAAAGGCAUUAGCAUUACAAUUCGAAACAGCUGAUAUACCGAUAAAGCCAUAGCCAAACGAAAUACAGAACACACAAUACACGGAGAUCAUCAAGAACAAUGCUGCUCAAGUUCCAGGUCCAUUCUCCGGGCAAGGUCAUACUCCAUGGCGAACACGCCGUGGUCUAUCAUCGUCCCGCCCUCGCCGCCGUAGUGGGUUUGGGCACUACUCUGAAAUUCCGACAGCUGGAGGCCAGCCAGGUGGCAAGUUUUCAACUGGAGGCCCUUAACUGCACACUGGAGAUCCAGUUGGCGGAGUUCAAUGGCUUCCUGGCUGAAUUUAGGAGUAAAUACCCAUCAGACAGCACGGCCAAUCUGUUGGAAGCCGUCCGCGCAGAGGUGUCCAAACAACUUGAACGAUCCGGAGGCAAUGCACCCAAGCAGCACACCCAGCGGGCAUUCAUCUCCAUAUACUAUUUGCUGGCCGGCGCUGUACUCUCCGCACCCGGCGACAAGAAACUGACGCUGCAAACCGGUUUCCAGGUGCAGGUAGACAGCCAGCUAACCGUGGGUGCGGGCUUGGGCAGUUCCGCCUCUUUCGGAGCAGCUUUGGCCACAACAUUUCUCAUUUUGGCCGGACACUUCGAUAGAGACAGCUACUUAUCGGAGGCAAACCAGGCGUUGAUCUCGACCUGGGCUUAUGAAUCGGAGCGCGUUAAUCAUGGCACACCCUCGGGUCUGGACAACACUGUGUGCACCUACGGCGGUAUGUUGCGGUAUGUCAAGGGACAGGGCUUCCAGUCGCUGAAGAUUCAGAAACCUCUGAACAUCCUGCUGGUGGACAGUCGUGUGAGUCGCAGCACCGCGGACAUUGUGGCCAAGGUGCGUCAUCUGGGAGAGGCCUUUCCGCAGCUCAUCGAGGCCAUUUGGCAGGCUUGCGAGGAGCUUGUUGCCGCCGCCGUUCCACUCUACGAAAGCUUUGGCAACGCCCAAGACGAUAGCUCCAAAUUCGAGCAACUUGAACGCCUGUUCCAGAUCAACAAUGAUCUGUUGAAGGCUAUCGGAGUGUCGCAUCCGAAAUUGGAGCAGAUCUUCACCAUCGCUUUUAAGCGUGGCUUCUUUUCAAAGCUGACAGGCGCCGGCGCAGGUGGCUAUGUCAUCGUUCUGCUUCCAGAGAACUACGAGUGCAACGAGGUAUACUGGAAGCUUAAGGAGGAGCUCGAAUCGGCGGGCUUUGGUGUUCAUGUUACGACUGCCGGCGGCGAGGGAUUGCGCGUUAGUUCGUUGGAAGACUGAUGCGGUUUCGUUUUGUAUUGCUAUUGUAUGUAUUCGUGGUUUUGUUAUAAAUUAAAGAAUAAAGAUUUAUACAUGUAUUUUGUACGGCAA
This is a messenger RNA of Drosophila mauritiana, 1659 nucleotides long. RefSeq names its product mevalonate kinase. Gene Ontology annotation, cellular component: cytoplasm. Gene Ontology annotation, molecular function: ATP binding; mevalonate kinase activity. The transcript has a single exon. The record is from RefSeq and is a predicted model, not a curated record. Lineage: Eukaryota; Metazoa; Arthropoda; Insecta; Diptera; Drosophilidae. The coding region runs from base 394 to 1569 and encodes 391 amino acids. Gene Ontology annotation, biological process: isoprenoid biosynthetic process; cholesterol biosynthetic process.